This is a messenger RNA of Macrosteles quadrilineatus (aster leafhopper), 3356 nucleotides long. RefSeq lists its product as uncharacterized. Lineage: Eukaryota; Metazoa; Arthropoda; Insecta; Hemiptera; Cicadellidae. The coding region runs from base 112 to 1398 and encodes 428 amino acids. The transcript is spliced from 2 exons. The record is from RefSeq and is a predicted model, not a curated record.
GUUAGUUGUCUGUUCCUGUUCCUGUUCCUGUUGUUUCAGUUUCAUUUCAGCCAGAGUAGAGUUCAGUUCAGUCAGAAUGCUACAGAUGCAGUUAGACCUGAACUGAUCAAAAUGUUCUACCGUGAACUAGAAUUUGAUGAUUCUGACAGUGAUCCGUUUGAUGAAUUUGAAUAUAGAGGUUAUUAUGGACGGAACAAAAAUAGUAUUAGACGUAGAAAUGAGGAAAAUUUAGACAUUUACUUUUAUAAAAUUCAGAAAAGUGUAAUUGAAGAAGAAACUAAAUCAGCUUCCUUAACUGAUGAAGAAGAAGAAAGACUGUUUGGUAAAAUAAACACAUAUCUCCAGAAACCAUUUGCAAUACCAGGAAUAUUUACGUUACAAAGGUUAGCAUUCAUCCCACCAAGAAUUUCUGCUGAUAGGUUAAACGAACUAGCAAAAACUAUUUGUAGGAACAUUUUCAUCCCAACAGCUGGAUACUAUUUAGAGGAGUAUGUGGAUUUUUGCAAAGCUUUUGCAUAUUUGACUGCGACUACAGACAGUGGAAAUCGUAUUAAGUUUGUGCAUGUUCUGAUAACAGCUUUCCUUGAGGAACUUCCAAAGAAGUUCAAUUACUCUCAGCGUGUAGAAAAAGUAUUGGAAAACAGAGAUAUUCCAUUGACGAAGAAGCAAGAGUGGAUUCAAAAGCAAGUUGAAGAGUAUAGGGAAAUAUUUUAUACAGCUACUAAGAAUAGUACAGAAUUUCUGAAAUGUGUGUUUGAAUGUAUUCCUGAAAUAGUGUUAAGAGUUGUUGAGUUUCUUCUGAAGUUACCAGGAGAAGAUGCAUUUGAGUAUUUGAGCAUGUUGUUGGAAAAAUUAAGAGAUUACUGUUGUUUUCAUGGUUUUGGAGUCCAUGAAAGAGUUUUAACUGAUAUCUACCACAUGAAAGUAAGACACUGGGUGAGAAAUGAACACAGGAAUGCUGUGAGGCUUUUAGGUGCUCCUUGUGCCAUCCAUGAAGAGAAUAUGUCUCCAUUAUUGGAAAGGAUCUCUGCUUUAUUACGUCAACACCUUCAGCUCAAUCAACAAAUGUGGAAAAUUAUUCAUGACGAGAUAAUUUCAAAUAAUGCCAACAAAUACUGCUCACAAGAUUACAUCAAAUAUUCUAUUAAAGACUGUCUAUUUUUUGAUAAGUUGGAUUUGGAAGAUGAUUUUACAAUCGAUGAUGAUGAUCUCUAUGACUGCAAUGUCUAUACUCUUCGAAGUAAGGACUUUACCGGUGAUUCCAGAAAGAUUUUUUGGAAUGGCCUUAAAGUAAAAAGACUAAUGGAAAAGUCUAAAAUUCCUGAACAAAAAACAUGGGGAAGGGGUACUGGAAGGUUUAAUGCCCCCAGGACCAGAAACUAUGGAAAGAUGUUCUAGUAAGUCAAAUAACUUAUUCGUAACAAUUCAUUGGUCUGAAAUUUUCUUAAGGUACUUAAUUAUAGUGCUCCCAGAAAAAAAAUUGAGAAAACCUCAUUAAAUGGCUCUAGUUAAACUUAGUCUAGGAAUUAUAAAGUGAUUGUGCCAAAAUCUUUAGUAGUAAAACACUCACCAAGUCCGCUGCUAUUGACUGCUCUACCCACUGGGUAGUCCCUUCCAUAAAUGGUUGAAGCUCAGCGGUGUCAUAGUCUUUUCUCUUUCCUAAAGAUCUAGAUGCGCUAGUAGGCGUAUCUCUAAAUUGUUUUUUCUUUAUAAAGUCGGUAGACUGUGCUAUUCCAGAGAUUCCCAAAGGGUUGCAGUUUUUGUCUAUCCUGUUAAGGUGCUAAAUUUGUUGGUGUCUAUACUAAGUAAUUCAUUAAACCUAAGUGAUAUUGCGAUCUAUAGCCUAAAUCAUUAUGUGGUUAUUGAGGAAGUACAAAAUUUAUUUAAACACAAUUGGAAACUGAACUACCUAAAUUGUUUAUUUAUCAAAAAAUUCAAAACUAAUUUUUCUUAUCACAAAUUUAUUUACAAUGUUGUACUAAAUUGAACCCUACAGUAGAACCCCGGUUAACCGAAAUAAAUGGGGGAGAGACGUUUCAGAUAACCAAUUUUUCAGUUAACCCAUCAAAUGCUAAAAAUAGCCUAUGUAUUACCACAGUGUGUAGGACAAAUGGAUUUAAAACAAUGUCUAUAUUAUACAGUGUUUUAUUUCAGUUACAAAAAUGUUUCAAUGGGUUGGAAAAGCCUCUUUCGAGGGAGGAAAGAGCCUCUCUGUUUACAUAUUACUUAUUGUACUUAUAUUUUAGACCUUUGUUAAUUUAUGGAACAAUUUCGGUUAAUCUGGGUUUCGGUUAACCCGAUUUCGAUUACCCCACUGUAUAUUUUAAACAGCAAAAACAUGUAACUUCGUUUUGAAUGCACUAUGAAAAGAAACAAGUAUUUCAUCAAAAGUGGUCUUUAAUGGACAAGGUGUUUUUCCAAACUAACUGACUAGGCGUAGAUGACAAACCCCACUGCCUUUAAUGUACCAUAAUUAGUAAUUCAACUUUGGAAGUCUAGUGUAUGUAUUUUUAAUUAUAUUAUUAUUAUUGGGAACUUCAUCACACUGUCAAGGACAUUAAACUUUGUUCCAGAGGAAGUCUUCAAUCGAUGUCACACAUUUAUUUACAUCACAAACAAAAAGACAAACUCAAUAAAUAAACAUUACAAAAACCCCUGUGCCGGGAAACAAGAUUUGCACAGAGGGCAUGUGAUGCUGAUGUGUUAUCGUUAUCUCGAAGUGUAUUUCCUCCUUCCUUAUCGCAGUUAACCAUUGUUUAGUUUGCGACUCACCUAUUCUUGUUGCUGAUUUGUAAAUUACACCAUGAAGUGAUAUUAUAUUGUAUUAUUAUUAUUAAUAUUAACUUGUAUAAGAUUACAAAUGUUGUUAACACAGUUUGUUCAAUAUGGUCUAGUCUCAGGCUAAGGUUUCAAUGUUUAAUUUGUAAGAUUCACAUCACAGCUAUGCAUUUUGUAUUGAAAUUGUAAUCACAGUAAUAAUACUGUAUGGUAUUGGGUUGGGUUUUUUCCUAGUAUUAUAAUUUGUUAAACUCCUUUAGUGUAUUGUGAAACAUUAAAAUAUACCUGAAAUAAUCCUCUUAGGCUACUUUAACAAUUCCACCUUAUUUCUAUUUGCCCUCCUUUUGGGCAGAAUGAAUGUAAUUCUUGCUAAAACCUGUAUGUUAGAUUUAUAUAUUUCUAAUACCUUGAUAUUUUUGUGAGCUGUAAUCGUAUUCAGCCUUCAGAGUAAAAUUAUCCUUAUUAUAAGAAUCCUGAUAUAAAAUUAUUCACCAUGUUGUUUUGUAAAAGCCAAAUGAGUAGUACUGUUGAAAAUAAUUGUAAUAGAUGUGUAAAUUAAUAAAAAAUGGUAAUGAACA